Gymnodraco acuticeps is the source of this 5511-nucleotide messenger RNA. It is a transcript of the gene st6gal2a, whose product is annotated as ST6 beta-galactosamide alpha-2,6-sialyltranferase 2a. NCBI's taxonomy places the organism in Eukaryota, Metazoa, Chordata, Actinopteri, Perciformes, Bathydraconidae. The record is from RefSeq and is a predicted model, not a curated record. Bases 365 to 1912 code for a protein of 515 amino acids. The transcript is spliced from 7 exons. Gene Ontology annotation, molecular function: sialyltransferase activity.
AAUCACUCUGGCUCCGCCCCUCGAACUGAGUGGAUGUGGAUGCGAGAAAAAGGCCAGCAACAGAGUGACAGACAACACAGUCCUCCGCUCGGCGUAGUAGUGUUUAUCUCCUCCGUGGACGGAGAGCACAAGCGAACAGAAAGCACGAGCCGUGUGAGCAACAAAGUGGACGGAGGAGCACCAUGAGCCGCGGGACAGCAUCCAGCGGGGAGACACUCAGCUUUUAAGAUUAUUGUUGAAUCCUGGAUGCCACAUGGUCAUGAAGUAAUAGAAGCAACCGUUGAGGCCCUCCAGCUGACCUGUAGUAGAGUCCUGGCUGUGGGGCUGUGUUGUUGGUGGGCCAGAUCUAUGUGAGUGAGAGGUGAUGAAGUCCAGUAUGAGGCAGUGGCGGAGGCUGGUGCUGGUGGGGAUGCUGGCCUGGGUGCUCCUCUUCCUCGGCCUCCUCUCCUACUUCCUGGAUGCUCGUGUGAAUGAGCCGCUGACCUCUGCUGGCUCUUUACUCUCACAGCACCCUGACACGCGUCGCCUGGCCUCCAUACAGGCCUCCAAUCAACAGCGACCAAACAGACACGAACUGGCUUCCACCUUAACGACGACCUCCCCCCGAGGUGAGCCGGACCCCGACCCCUCUGCCAGCUUCCCGACCCCCGAACCCAGCCUGGAAGUGAGCCGCAGCCCCGACAGCGCCCCCUACCAGGACUACCUGGACCCUCGGAGCCUGGCUGCCUGGUCCUCCUUCGGCACAGAAAACGUGGGUUCUCACUCGGACCCUUCAAUCCAGAGUCGGGAGAGAAUCGCCCACACAGAGUACCAGAACAGGCGCUACCAAGGUGGUGGUGAGGAGGAGGAGGAAGAAGAAGAAGAGAUGGAUAAUGAAGUUGAAGGAAACAGAAGGAGGCCGGGCGGUGACUCCUCAGAUCUGGAGGAGUUUUACUUCUCAAAGUCGGUCUCUUUGGUGCAGCGGCUGUGGAGGGGUCGAGCGUCCGCCGGCAUGCUGAGCCCGCGGCUGCAGCGCGCCAUGAAGGACUACGUCAGCGCCAACAAGCACCACGUCUCCUACACGGGGCACCGCAGGGCCGCCCAGAGCGCCAAAGAGCUGCUGUGCCAGAUGAAGGCGCAGGCCCGGCUCCGGACGGUGGACGGGUCGGAGCAGCCCUUCUCCUCCCUCGGCUGGGCGCGCCUCGUGCCCUCACUCCCUCUGGAGAAACUGCACCAGAGCGCCUUCAAGACCUGCGCCGUGGUCACCUCUGCCGGGGCCAUCCUGCGCUCAGGACUGGGCAGAGAGAUCGAUAAUCAUGACGCAGUGUUACGGUUCAAUGCUGCGCCGACAGAGGGAUACGAGCGAGACGUGGGGAACAAAACCACCAUCCGCAUCAUCAACUCACAGAUUUUGGCCAAUCCCAGGCAUCGUUUCAACUCGAGCUCCAUUUACAAGAAUGUGACUCUGGUAGCCUGGGAUCCUGCACCUUACACCGUCAAUUUAUACCAGUGGUAUGCCAGUCCGGACUACAACCUGUUCGGUCCGUACACAGAGCGCCGUAAGCUCCACCCCGACCAGCCCUUCUACAUCCUGCACCCCAGCUACGUGUGGCAGCUGUGGGAUGUGGUUCAGGGCAACACUCAGGAGAACAUCCAGCCCAACCCUCCCUCGUCCGGCUUCAUAGGCAUCCUCGUGAUGAUGGCGCUGUGCGAGCAGGUGCACGUGUACGAGUACAUUCCCUCCAUGAGGCAGACGGACCUGUGCCACUACCACGAGCGUUACUAUGACGCCGCCUGUACGCUGGGAGCCUACCACCCCCUGCUGUACGAGAAGAGCCUGAUCCAGCGCAUCAACACGGGGCCCGAGCGGGACCUCAGGAGGAAGGGGCGGGUCUCUCUGCCGGGCUUCAGCACCGUCAACUGUGACAUCUGAGAAAUGAAACCUGACCCUCUGAGCCAAACAAACACACACUCCGGCCUUUUCUGGCUGACUAAGGGAGAGGUGCAAUAAAGCCACUGGAGACACGGAGGCUGGCGCUUACAAGUUUCAAAUUAGACCCUUGAAGAACAUAAGCCAUAGCGCUCCAGGGAGGGAUCAACAUGGAGGCUUCUGAAGGAACUUGUCUUCAAUAAAUUGGUUUACUAGACCAGAGACUGCCUGAAAGAGUCUCCAGGAAGGAUCUGGAAAAGACGUUCUCUCUGCUUUAGCUGAGCCAUGUUAGCGGUGGAGCUGACUAGGGUAGCAACAGAUCAGUUUUUAGAUAGAAGAAGUGAAUUUUCAAUAACUGGGUGUGUUUCAAUGGUGUAAACUCUGUGUUUUUCAAUAGUAUGCGUGGGUCUCCACUUAAAGGAAAUGCCACUGUUCAAAACAGUGGAUAUCUGUGAUUUUUGUUCCUUUCUUUUUUACUGGUCCAAAGGGUUGUGAAUAAAUAAAGAAGUCAUCCACGCUGAAUGUCAUAAAUCCAACAGACACAAACACACGCGGCAACAGGAGAUAUGUGUUAAAGACGUGUCUGCAAACAUGGAGACAUGGUGUCACCGCCGUACAUUUCAUCACCUCUUUGACAUUCCCCUGACAUCUCGUUGUGAAAUAAGUUCAUCAGUGCUGUCAGGAAGGGGCUUCUUUCACACUCACUGCUUAAUUACUCUCCUGUGCAUGCCAACCUCCUUGUUCACACUUCAGAGUGGAUAAUCAUUCAGUGUCAAGAAGCCUGUCUCUCACUUUAAAACCCCACAGGGAGGAACGUCCUGGUUGUCCUUUGUGGGUUCAGUUAUAGUAACUUUUUUUUUUUUUAAAGUAAAUGUGGCCAAAAAGAGCCGAACAGCGGAAACCCUGUGCCUCGCGGUCGCCUGAACACUCUCCUCGGGCUGCCUUGUGUCUGUUCAGGUACACACAGUCUAGCUUCAUACCGGGACUGCAGGAACGGUGAGUUGAAUUGCAGUGAGAGGUGUGACACAGUAGAUAUUGCUGAAGUCAGCGGUUUUCUCCACCACGCUUCAGCGAUCUCCCGCCCCUGUUCUUCGACGGUCAGAUGGUUCACUCGUUAUUGAAUGUAAUUUCCCCUUUGCGUGAAACCCUCCCUGGAGCUCACCACUGCUGUACAUGUAGUCUGCGUAUGUGCAGGGUUAUUUCUUUGUCAUGUAACAGCCAGAAGCUCAUUUCCUACGACUAUUAAUGUCUCAUAUUUCCUGAAUCCUUUUAAUACUGGGUUGUACCGUAGGCAGCUCAAAGCGGAGACCAUUAUAAAGGAGGAAUUUGAACCGGUUAUGGGAGCAGGUUUGCAUUGUCUCACGCUAGGAUGCUUUUUUUACGUUUACAGUCAAUCAGUGCCACAUCUGCGAUCUAGAGGUUGUAGUUUAGUGUGGAGAGGACGAUUGGUUGUGAUUCUGCUGCAGACAGUCAGAAAAAUCUUGCCUAUAACUGAGAUUUGUGUUGUUAUUCUACAAAAUGUUCUUGUGCCAUUGGUUGUGGAUUGAUAUAAGAUGUGAAAACGUGUCUCGGAAAUGUUGCUUUUGAAUAUCCUGAUGUAUGUUGAAUUAGAUGGCUUUAGAAUAACAGUAGAAGUAGUAAUACUAGUGUGUAGAUGAUACUGGGGCUUAACAUUGAUGUAGAGUAGGGCUGGGUAUCACCUGAACUGUAUCCGUUUUGCAAAAAACAAAUACUUUGCUGAUACCAAAACAAUGCAUUUCUCAUUUUUUCUACAAAAACAUUUUUAUAACUGGGGAAGCACCUGAUCAAAAGGAAAAAAGUACCUGAACAAGUAUUUGGCACCAAUUUUGAUACUUGACAGUCAGGGUGGGCAAUAUCCAUUUAAGUAAACCUCUAUUAUGGUAUUUUGUAUUGCAAAUUUGAUAUACUGCGUAUCAUUAUAAAGUAAAUGUUCUGGAAAUUCUGAUUGGAAACUACACCCGGUUGCUAAAUCAUAUGGUAAACACUGCUAAAACAAAUAGAAAUUCAAUAAAAUAAAUGGACUAAUUAUGAAAAACUGAGAUGUCUCUCUAAUGUACUACAAUUAGACAUCACCAACUAAACUACAGCCUCCAAAAUGACCAUGCAAUUGGAUCAAAUCCUCUAAUAUUAGAUUAUUACCUUCAUGAAUAAAGGAGGUUUCAUUAUACAGCAUUACAUUUAGCUAGGUUUACCACAGCCAGCAGCAGAUGGGGUAGACAAAAUAACCAGAUGGGAAUGACUAAUUCAGUGAAUUACAUACAUAACAAAGAUAUUUCAUCACAUUGAUGCAAAAUUCUGUAAAUCUAAUAUUGCCAGAAAGCAGUGCAAAUUGUGUAAAAACAGUCGGUCUCACGAUAAGUAUUUGAUUAUAUCGCCCAGCCCUACUCGACAGUUUUAAUACUCGGUUGUUGUGGACCAUUUUGAAAUGCAAACGGUGGAGAAGGUUUGAUACCCAGCCCCAGUUUCAGGUGGUUUGUCUGGCAGGUCAUAGGAAGAGUAUUGAAACAAGGAACCUGGUAAAGUAUGAAACUAUUAGAGGACUAUAACGGAGAUUUAAAAAAACAGUCUUAACAGAUCAUUGUGAAGCUUAAGGAGAUUUAUCAUUCAUUUUGAAUCAUGCAGGUUUCCAGCUGAGCUGUGGGUCUUAUGUUCCUUUGUCCAGAUAAAUGAUCAAAUGUUUAAUUGCUUGUGAUUGUAACACACUGAAGGUGCAAACACCCUGAACAUAUUGUACAUGUAUAUUUCCAGUAACUUGGAUUACUUUUCAAUGCACAGAGCAUGCAAAUCAGGAUCAGGGCUAAGAGUCUCAAACUGUCCGUGCUGUACCGUGCAGGCACCAUUGUCAUUAAUGCUGUGAGAGGCGAUUAUGCUAUAAGAUUCUUUUUUAAGUGGUGUUUUGCGGAUAUUAGUGCAUGCUUGUGGACAGGGAAAUCCCAUUAAGCUGCGGUGCAGCUAUUGGUAAUUCCCAGGGAGCAUUAGAUUCAGUGCAAUGCGUUUUGGCAACUUCAUCUUCCCUUCUGAAUAUUGUGCCAAAUCCCAUCUUUAAUGAUGUCUUUGCUGGGUGCAAUGAGAGUAAUAGCAGGUGCGAAUGCUCCUCUCUGUGAUGAUUGAGGUGGAAUUUGAUUAGCAAUUUGAUUGCCAGAAUUAAAUACCGGGCAGUAUGCUGUAACAUGAGGGAUGAGAGAACCUAUUUGCAGUCGCUGUUUAUUACGUUGCCCUCGCAGCCUCUUUCUAUCCACUUUUUUCUCUUGAGGCCUAUUUUUCAUUAGAUGUUUUUACUCAGAAUUGUGGGAAUUUGUGCACCACACUGCCUCUAAAGGAUUGUUCCACAUUGAUUUGUACAUCUAACUCCUGCAGGUUGCUGCAGUUCUCCUCGCUCAAUAAAGCAGCAUCCAUGACUGCACAUAAUGAGAGUGAAUGCCUCACUCUCAAACAGCCUUGGGGUGUUCUUCUUGACUUUGAUUUGUGAGUGAAUUCUCUUCUUACACUUGAAUUGGUAUUUAAAUAGACCAUUUGUAUGAUUUCAGCUGUUGUAAUUUGUCUUUGUUUACUGUGUAAAUAAAGCUGUUGGACAUGUUGAA